AUGGCACGACGAAACAGUGCAACCAUUCCGAAGACCAGAAGACAGUCCCUGAAUCUGCAACACCAAGGUCAUUUAUUCGCUUCCUCCUUCAGUACACGACUGCCCAGCAAGGGGAAACGUCCUCAAGGUAUCAUCAAAGGACAAAGGCAAACCCCUCUUCGACGGAGCGCACGUUUGAGCCGCUUGAUUGAGGUUGAUGAGACUCAGCCAAAAUACAGCAAACAGCCUCUACCAUCGCCAGUCAGCGACAUUAAAAGUCUUAAACGUGCACACCCACCUCCUACCCAUCUACCAUCGAAGCCUCCGAAAAGGAGACGAGAAGCUGAAGAGCAACUAAAACCGCCCUCUUCAAAACGACCGCGAACAUCAUGUCCUGAACCCUCUCCUCAAGACGUCGAUACCGUUACAUAUUGGACGCAGACAUAUCACUGGCCAAGAGGAUACUUCGAUGAAAGUGGUGAAAUGAGUCAUUUACUGGCCCGAAAGAAAUCGACAGCGUCCCUUCGCAGAAAGCGAUCAGAUAGCGAGUCUGGCGCACCAAGCUCCACUACACCGAGUGACCAGAAACCUAGAGAGGAGAAGAGUGCUCCUUAUCAAGACCCACGGUACAACUCGCUUCUCGAGGCGAAAGGUAGCUUUAUGGGCAAAUAUGUUGGCCGGAGUGAAGAGGGUCCUACAACAACGAGCAAGAAAGAGUACAAGUCCUUGCUUGAAGCCGAGCAGGUAGUUCCCGAACAGUCCUUGUUUCAGGAUGAUUUCUUCGAGGAUACCUGCGAGAUGGUACAGAACAGAAACGAAGCAAAGGUCAUUCAGGAUAUCGCGAGACUCAUCGUUCCUUCCGCGCAAUCAUUGGCGGUUCAAGGGGCGAAGCAUUUAAGGUGUCUUGUCGAGAGCGUCAACGAGGGCUGGAACAAUUCUAUCCCAGUCACCAAAACACGACCUCAACCAGAUUAUUCUGUGGGGUUCAAACGCUCGGCAUUUACAGAAGAUCAAAUUCAGAAGCUCCAGCCAUUCGUCGGCGACCUCUUCGACAACUCCUUCUUCAUGGGCACUUGGUACAUGUACUUCCCCUUCUUCUCGAGUGAAGUGAAGUGCGGUGCGGCCGCACUCGAUGUGGCAGAUCGUCAGAACGCGCACAGCAUGACCCUUGCUGUUCGAGGGGUCGUGGAACUGUUCCGACUCGUGAAGCGUGAGCAAGAGCUUCAUCGUCACAUCCUCGCCUUUUCCAUUUCGCAUGAUCACCGGACAGUGAGGAUUUAUGGCCAUUAUCCUGUGAUGGGGGGCAAGAAGACCACGUUCUACCGUCAUCCAAUUCGUACUUUCGAUUUUACUGAAUUGGACGGCAGAGAGAAAUGGACGGCGUACAAGUUUACUAAGAGUAUCUACGACACCUGGAUGCCUGCGCACUUCAAAAAACUUUGCUCGGCAAUCGAUGCAAUACCGCACGAUAUACAUUUUGAAGUCUCUGAGGAAUCGGAUCUGCAAUUCACUUCAUCAUCGGGACUUUCACAAGGUCUGGAAAGCCACCAUCUCGCGGAAUCAGGCACCACAUAUGAUGACGACCUGAGGCUCCUCGACCCCCUGCGGCUGACACCAGAAACUUCUGUUACCCAAACAUCAGAACAGGCGACGUUCAAAAAACCAAAGAAGAAAUGA
Exophiala bonariae is the source of this 1656-nucleotide messenger RNA. RefSeq lists its product as uncharacterized. The record is from RefSeq and is a predicted model, not a curated record. NCBI's taxonomy places the organism in Eukaryota, Fungi, Ascomycota, Eurotiomycetes, Chaetothyriales, Herpotrichiellaceae. Bases 1 to 1656 code for a protein of 551 amino acids. The transcript has 2 exons.